Messenger RNA from Peniophora sp. CBMAI 1063, 5339 nucleotides. NCBI's taxonomy places the organism in Eukaryota, Fungi, Basidiomycota, Agaricomycetes, Russulales, Peniophoraceae. The record is from the annotation of a GenBank genome assembly.
GGGAGGGGGAGGGGGACGACGGGUCUACGGCGCACGGGCAUGGCGCUCCCCUCGACAACCACAACCAUGCGUCAACAUCCUCACUACACUCCCCGCAUUCUCCACCUGCGCCCACGACUCUCGACACAUCCUCCACCCCCAACCCUCCCGCUGCCGCCGGUUACGAGCGCUCGCCCGACGGCUUCGCCUACCUCACCCACGCGCGCGACGACAGCCUCUCCGCAUGGGCCGCCGCGCUCGGCGGGUCGCAUCGGCGUGCCGACUCUGUAGUCGAAGCGGAGAGUCGGAGAGAUAGCAGGAUCAGCUUUGACGACGACGUGGAAGAUGAUGGUGGGGGAGGAUGGAAUGAGGGUGCGGGAAGAUGGAGGGAAGAUGGGGGGAGGGUGAGGGACAGCAGGAUCACGCUGGACUCGAGGGCGGAUCCGCGGGCGAGCAUGGCGGUGCUCAACCCUCGAGACUCCAUCGUGUCGUUCGACGAUCGGAGGGCGAGCGUGGCUACGUUCAACCAGGACAGCUUUGGGCAGGGCGUGUAUGAUGGGGAUACGUUCGGCCAGCGCAUAUUGAAUGGGGAGAGAGAGGCGUUCAACCCGCGGGACAGCACGGCGACGCUCGAGCAGAGCGCGUUCGACCCACAUCGAGAGACGUUCGACGCGCAGGCUACGAGGCGGUUCAAUGCGCAUGCGAGUAUGGCGGUGCUCAAUCCGCGGGACUCGGUCGCGACGCUCGAUCAGGAGAUGUUCAACCCGCGCGACAGCUCCGCGACGCUCGACCAAGACUCCUUCGCGCCGAACCCGCGCGAGAGCGUCGCGAGCGCAUAUAGCGACGAGUCCGCGUCCACGCAGCACGUCGGCCAUCCUACGCAUCAGGUGCAGGCGUCGCUCAGCUCGCUCCAGCAGCAACUCGCCUCCGCACCGCUCGGACUCGGGGAGGAGGGUGAACUUGGAGAGGGAGCGGGGGCGGGACAUAAACCGAAGCCCUCGCUCGCGUCGAGCAUAUCGAGUUCGCUGGCCGAGCGCAUCCACUCGCCGCCGAGCAGCGCGAGCGGGCCGUUGCCGUCGCCGUACUCGAAUGCCGCUCUACCCUCGUCCGCGUCGGUUUCAACUGCAUCACCACUCUCCAAUCCAGGCGCCCUCGCAUCUCCACCACCAACCUCCUCCACCCUCCUCGCCCCGCCUCCCCCCUCCCACCCCACCUCUGCUGAAGAGCAAGAAGACCAAGGCACAACCGGCAUCGGCCUCUCCCUUCUACAAUCCUUCGGCGCGGACUCCUCAGACGAAGAUAGCUCGGACGACGACGCGGAAGCGACGCUGGACGCGAGGGAGUUUCCUGCGCCGCCUGCUGGCGUGCCGACGAAUACGAGGACGCCGCCGGGGAGCGCGGGGUUUAGGAGUCCGCAUGCGAGUGUGGACUUUAGGGGGGUGAUAAGUGGAAGGUCGAGUGGGAGUUGGGGGAGGCCGGGGAGUUCGGGUGCGGGGAUGGUGAUAGGAGGAGGGGGAGGGGGUGGGGGAGGAAUGGUGCAGAGUCCGCCGCCGAUGGUCCGCAGCCCGCCGCCUGCUUUGCGCUCGCCGCCGCCAACGACGACUUCGGCACUCCGAUCGCCGCCUCUACCGUCCACACCGCCCGCGCACUCUCCCCCCUUCCACACCGCCCACGCCAACCCGGCUCAAUCGCCAACAAUAUCAACGCGCUCCAAACGCUCGCCCUCCCUCAACUCUGCCUCCUUCAACUCCGCCUCGGACGACGAAGGCGACGACGACUCAUACUGGGACGGCGCGGGCGACAUCUACGACGACUACCGCUACUCGCGCGCGUCGAUGCUCUCAAAGGCGUCGAAGAAGUCCACGCGCUCGGCGCACAGCCAUCAUAAUCAUAAUCAUCAUUGGGUGGAGGAUAUGGGCGGGCCGCCGAGCUUUCCGGAGGAGCUUAGGAGGCCGAGUUUGGAUAGCGUUCGACCUAUCUUAUCCAGACUCAAUACGGACGAGAGCGGUGCUACUGCUACGACGGAGGGGACGGGCGUGGACGGGGAUAGGGAGGAUGGGGAAGGAGAGAUUGGGAUUGAUGUAGAGGCGGACGACGCGAGCGUCUACUCGCGCUCUUCCCUCCCUCCCCCUGCUCUACCAAAUACAGCGACCACCAAACCGCUCACGCUGCGCUCGCGGCCCGCGCCGCUCACCGUCUCCAACUCGAACGGGCAUUCCGGAGUCGAAGUGGAAGGCGAGUCGUAUUCGUAUAGGACGAGCACGUCGCCGCUGCUGCAUACGACGUUCGGGCUGAACAGCCAGCAUAUGAGCUUGAACUCCGCGCACUCUGCGCACUCGGGUCAGGAGGGAGACGAGACGAGCCCGCUGUUGCAUGGCUCUUUUGGAAGUCCGGGCGGGGAGCUCAGUCCGUUGCCUAAUAGCCCGUACCCGGCGGCGGGGGAGCAGGGGCUGCCUACGCCCGUCACGCCGCACGGGAACGCGAAGGAGGGCGGCGCGGUGAGGCGGAGUCUGAUGGCCGAGCGGCAGAUGAGCGAUUCGACCGUCGCGUCCAGCUCGUCGACGGCGCACGAGACGGCCCUUCACUCGAACGAGGGGACUCUUGGGGGACGGGAGAUCACGCCGCUCGAGCGCGUGCUGAAUAAGACGAAGGAGGCGUUGCUUGAUUCGCCGUUGAUCGUGGUCAACCCCGCGCCGGCACCGCCGCCGUAUGCUUCGGCUGAGGAAGAGGAGAGGUUGAGGGAGGAGCAGAGGCGGGCGAGGCCUGUGAGCAGCGAGGCGACGUUCCACGAUAUGCCGACGCCCGUUGUGCCGCCUUCGCCCACCACACCCAACCACCGCACCUCAGGCCAAGGAGCGCUCCCGUCAGUCUUAACACCAGGCGCGGGUCUCCCAGCCGUCCCCCUCCCACCCGUCCUCCCGCCCGGCUCCGCACCCCAACUCCGCCCCCGCGCAACAAGCAACGCGCACGACCCCGCAACGCGCCAAUCCCUCUUCGGCUCGUCCCGCACAUCCGUGUUCGCGCCGCACCCCAACGCGCCCAAGCCCGCCCUCGCACCCACCGGGCCCAUGUACGGCCGCAUCCCGCUCCCCUCGCAGCACAUCCUCCCCGCCGCGCAAACGCUCAUCCAGACGAUGCGCGCGGCUGCUGCUGGAAAGAUAUUGCCGAACGGGAUGCGCAAGCCGGGCACGGUGUACGGCGCGAUCGAGGGCGAUCUGUUGGGGAGCAGUGGGCCCGUGGGCGUGCGGUGGAGUAAUGAGCCGGUUAACGAUGUGCCGGCGAAUAGGAUUCGGAGGGUGGGCAGCGAGGUCGUGUUGCCGGGCCCGGGGAGGAUGGCGGGAGAGGGAGAGGGGGUGCCGGGGCGGAGCGCGAGCGCGCAGGCGCAUGUCUCGACGACGAGUGGUGGGGGGAUAGAGGGUGGUAAGGGUGCGCCGGCGCUGAUACCGCGAGCGAACUUCUAUCCGAAGGCGGGGGCGCCGAGGCCGCGGUCGAGGAGCUUUUCGUCGUUGGAGUCGCCGUAUCCUAUGCGGGGGAGUUCGAAGGAUGCGAAUGUACCGCAAGACGACUCUGCUAUCGUCGCUGCGAACCCGAGUCCGGCUCCUAGCUCGCAUAAUCCUCGAGGAGCGGCGGCGCGCGUCAGGCAGUACUCGCAUACACCAUCACCACUGGCUUUGCAGCAGACGACUGCGUCGGCGCCUACGUCUCCGCUCAUGCCUCCCGCGCGUCCAGGAUCUGCGCAACAGCCUAGCUCGCUCCCAGGCUCCCCGCGCUUGCCCAAACACCCAAGUCCGUUGACGAUCGACGUAUCCUCACCACCGACCAUACCCGCCUCGCGCGCCCCGAUCGUCGAUUCACCCACCGAGCUGCGGUCACCAACUGAAGUGCGGUCACCGGCUGCGGACUCGCCCGUUCUCCCGCGACAGAGCACCGAUACACAUAACACGUCGCCGACACGUCGUCGUCGCGAGUCCGAACGUACAAGAAGGACAUCUGGAGACAGCAAUAUGACGCACGCAAGCGAGGCCUCGGGUCUCACAGCCGGCUCACCCCGCCGCUCAAGUUCCCUCCGCUCAAAACUAUCAUUCUCCGCCCUUCGCGCUACGACUUCCCGCGAAGCGCCCUCGGAGGGGCAGAACACGGUGCAGGUGCAAGAUACGGAUUUCGAGCUCGUGGUGCCGAAUGUUCCCGCGCUUCCUAGCUCGAGGGGGAGCGAGGACAGUCCGGUGUUGCCGCGCCCGUCGCCGAGCUUUGAUGGGUCGAUGUUGAGGGCGGAUAGUCCGGCUAUGAGUCUUGCGAGCUCGUUGCCGCGGUCGCCUAUCAGUCCCAAGUUCAGUCCUGGUCCUCCGCCACCGCCUCCGCCAUCUUCGGGACAACAGACGCACACCGCGGGGAGAGCGAGUAUCGACAAUGUCGAGGCGCAUCGGCAGCGCGAGUCGAAAUGGGUCGCGUUGCUCGGCGCAACGAAGCCGGCUGAUGCGAGGAAGAACAAGAAGGUCCGCAAGCUGUUGCAGGAGGGCGUACCGGCGAGCGUGCGCUAUCAGGUCUGGGCGCAUCUGACGGACAGCAAGUCUAAGCGCUUGGAGGGCCUCUAUGCGAGGCUCUGUGCACGGGGCAAAGUGGCGGCCAGCGCGGUGAUCGAGAGGGAUGUGAGAGAGUGUUUUGCGGGCGAUGCGCGGUUGGCGGAUCCGCAGGCGCUGGUGAACCUGUUGCAGGCGUAUCUGGUCAUGGUGCCGGAUAUCCAGUAUCAGCGCGGUCUGACGUAUAUCGCUGGGCAACUGCUUAUGCAGUCGCCUGAGGAAGACGCGUUUUGGAUCUUCAUUACGCUCAUGGAUACGCAUCUGCGGCCGUACUUUGCUGCCAAUAGCGCACAGCUGGAGGUCGAUGCCGCGUUGUUCGCUCGUGCGGUUGAGGCUGCUGAUCCUGCCGUUGGCAAACGGCUGUUCACGGACUACAGUAUACCGCCAGUCGACGUUGUGCGUCCUUGGUUCACAUCUCUCUUCGUCGAGGCCCUCCCAUCAGAGUACUUCCAACGUAUCUGGGACAUCUUCCUCUCCGAAGGCGUCGUCUUCCUCUUCCGCGCCGGCAUGGCGGUCCUCACAUGUACCCGCCGCACGCUCCUUGACACCAAAGGCGCAGAUGCCUGCCUCGCGCUCCUCCGCCGUCCGCCGCAGCAUCUCAUCGCGGACCGCACGCCCGAUGCGCUUGUGGAGCUCGCGUUGGCUGCGAAGCUCAAGGACGACGAUGUUCGGAAACAGCGCAUCAAGAUGGAGGCCGCUGUCAAGCUCCAGACGCAGCACACGCGCAAGCCGCAGGGCGCCGCCGGCUCGUCGCCCGCUAUCUCCUUACCAAAUCGCACCUGA